AUGGCUGCAGGCGGAUUAUCGAAACCCGAAUACGACAAUGAGCGCCUUCUUCUGCCUGUUGGGGAUGCCGAGGCUCUUCAAUACCGUGAUCGGGAGGAACAGAAUGAUAACGUCUUGCGCAAUGUUGACGGCGGCGUUCGAAAACCAAACAGCUUCCUGGUUCAGGCACUGUCCGUUGGCGACAGUUUUGUCCCAGAAGAAUUCGACCGGGAAGCAGAGAAAGAUACUCCCCAUCAAUGUCCAAAGUCCAUACAGUACAACGAAACCCAUGACGACAAAGCAUGCAGUCCGAAAUCGAGGGACUGGAAAUACCCGCAUGUACUGCGUCAGAAUCGAAAUCUUCGUGGCCGUCAACGCAAGGUUGUAGAUCCAGACACUAGCCCAGAAAGCCUGAGUAUACUGUCAGCCAGUGAUGACCGCAUACGGGCGACCUCGUUACCUUCAAGGAGUCCGUCAUCAUAG
Molecule: messenger RNA, 462 nt
Organism: Didymosphaeria variabile
Lineage: Eukaryota; Fungi; Ascomycota; Dothideomycetes; Pleosporales; Didymosphaeriaceae
Exons: 2
Coding region: 1-462 (153 amino acids)
Source: RefSeq, a predicted model, not a curated record